This is a messenger RNA of Talpa occidentalis (Iberian mole), 462 nucleotides long. Its product is annotated as 28S ribosomal protein S18c, mitochondrial-like. NCBI's taxonomy places the organism in Eukaryota, Metazoa, Chordata, Mammalia, Eulipotyphla, Talpidae. The record is from RefSeq and is a predicted model, not a curated record. Gene Ontology annotation, biological process: mitochondrial translation. The coding region runs from base 40 to 462 and encodes 140 amino acids. The transcript has a single exon. Gene Ontology annotation, cellular component: mitochondrial small ribosomal subunit; ribosome. Gene Ontology annotation, molecular function: small ribosomal subunit rRNA binding; structural constituent of ribosome.
AAGAGCGCAAGAGAAAGAGGAAGAGGAGGGGCGAGAAACAUGGCGUCUGUGCUUGCUGUUUGUAGUGGUCUAGGGAGGACAAAGUUGACGCACUUUUUAAAGACUACAGUUCGUCUCACACAUCCGGGGACUCACACAGUGUUUUGGAAAAAUUAUUCACAGUAUCAACAGAUAACAAGCAAUGAGGACAUGCCCAUUCCAAUGGAAAACCCUUAUAAGGAGCCUCUUAAAAAAUGUAUCUUGUGUGGAAAACGUGUAGAUUAUAAGAAUGUACAGCUUUUGUCCCAGUUUAUUUCUCCAUUUACUGGAUGCAUUUAUGGAAGGCACAUAACAGGUCUUUGUGGGAAGAAACAAAAAGAAAUCACAAAAGCAAUAAAGAGAGCUCAAAUAAUGGGAUUUAUGCCAGUUACAUACAAGGAUCCUGCAUAUCUCAAAGACCCUAAUAUCAAAUAUAGGGAGUAA